CCCAACCACCCACUAAUCCUCGUACAUUCUCAUCAAAUCUUUUUCAUCUGUUCUGUUCGAAAAGAUAUCAAAACAAUGGAUCUUGAUCUUACACCAAAGUUGGCUAAGAAAGUUUAUGGAGGUAAUGGUGGCUCCUACUUCUCAUGGUCACCAUCUGAGCUUCCAAUGCUGCGUGAAGGAAACAUAGGCGCAGCCAAGCUUGCUCUUGAGAAGAACGGCUUUGCCCUUCCUCGCUACUCCGAUUCACAUAAGGUGGCCUAUGUUCUUCAAGGCAAUGGUGUGGCCGGGAUUGUGCUCCCGGAAUCGGAGGAGAAGGUGAUCGCAAUCAAGAAAGGCGAUGCCAUGGCUCUCCCAUUCGGCACUGUAACAUGGUGGUUCAACAAGGAGGACACUGAACUAGUGGUUCUCUUCAUGGGAGACACAUCCAAAGCUCACAAAACCGGCGAAUUCACCGACUUCUUCCUCACCGGAACAAACGGCCUAAUGACUGGCUUCUCAACCGAAUUCGUGUGCAGAGCAUGGGAUCUGGACGAGAAGGUUGUGAAAUCUCUUGUCACAACACAAACUGGCAGUGGAAUUGUGAGGCUUGGAGACAAUAUCAAGAUGCCGGAGCCCAAGAAGGAACACAGAAAUGGCCUCGCAUUGAACUGUGAGGAGGCUCCAUUGGACAUUGACAUAAAGAAUGGAGGCAGAGUUGUGGUUUUGAACACCAAGAACCUUCCUUUGGUUGGUGAAGGUGGGCUUGGUGCAGAUUUGGUUAGAAUCGAUGGAGGGUCCAUGUGUUCUCCUGGGUUUUCUUGUGACUCUGCUUUGCAGGUGACUUAUAUUGUGAGGGGCAGCGGGCGUGUUGAGGUUGUUGGUGCUGAUGGGAAAAGAAUCCUGGAAACUACUCUCAAGGCUGGUUGUUUGUUCAUUGUUCCCAGGUUCUGUGUGGUUUCUAAGAUCGCUAGUCCUGAUGGAAUGGAGUGGUUCUCCAUCAUCACUACUCCCAAUCCCAUAUUCACCAACUUGGCUGGGAAGACGGGAGUGUGGAAGGCACUGUGUCCUCAGGUGCUUCAAGCUUCAUUCAAUGUGACUCCAGAGAUUGAGAAAGCCUUCAGCUCCAAGAGGAUGAAUGAUGCUGUAUUCUUCCCUCCACCAAACUAAUUAAUAAGUUUAAAAUCUGUGUGAGAGUGAGAAUUUCAAAGUCAUGUCAUGUAGGGUGGUUCUUUUACUUUCUUUUUUUCUGGCUUUCUUUUAUUUUCAAGGAAUAAUAUUUGGUCAUAAAUUAUAUUCCAAUUAAGCAUCUUGAAAGUGGCUUUUGGAGGUGUUCAAA
Tripterygium wilfordii is the source of this 1315-nucleotide messenger RNA. RefSeq names its product glutelin type-D 1-like. The transcript is spliced from 3 exons. The record is from RefSeq and is a predicted model, not a curated record. Bases 76 to 1146 code for a protein of 356 amino acids. NCBI's taxonomy places the organism in Eukaryota, Viridiplantae, Streptophyta, Magnoliopsida, Celastrales, Celastraceae. Gene Ontology annotation, molecular function: nutrient reservoir activity.